GGAGAGCCAGGGAUACUAGGCAGCUCCCCCGCGCCAUGGGGGGUGAGGGGGAUUCCCCUCCCAGCUGCUAGUGGGGAUUUUUUUCUCCUAGAAAUGGUCAAAAAACGCAUGGGGGUGCGUUGGCUGGCGAACAACCCCUCAGGGCUCAGAAGCUAUAAGGCAAAUCUGCACAGGCAGCCCCCACUCUUCUGUGCAACCCCGCUUAUUAUUAGAUUAAAAAUUAAAAAAAAAGACCGAUUCCUGAUUUUGGGGUCUGUUUCCUGAGUGUUUGGGGCUGCCCAGGGCCCUGGUCUGAUUUCCGGGCAGGAUUCAGAUCUUGGCCACACCGAUGUGAAACUGGAGUCACUGCUGACGCUGGCAGGGGGUGAGUGCGGAUAGGCCAAUGGGAUCAGCCUCUGCCUGCCUGUCCCUGGGGGCUGCAGGGGCGGGAUCGGGAGGCUCAGGCAUUAGCUGUUGCAACCAGAGGGCUCCGGUUCUGGCUAAGGGAGGAGGAGGGUGGAUCGGUCCGUCUGUCUGUCCGUCCCUGUUAUUACAGCCCUGGGGUUGAGUUCCCUGGGUCAGAAGCUGCUGCCUCCUCCAUUUUCAGCUGCGAGCCCAGACUGAGCAGCAGAGUCAGUGCCUGGGAGAGAUCUUCAUUAAAGCCCCUCUGUGCCCAGUCCAGGUGGGCACUUUCAGCAGUAGCUGGAACCAGCUCCUGGGGCAGCCCCAGGCUCUGCUGACACCAGCCCCUGAGCCGGAGCUGGCAGGUGAGGAGAGAGACCAGGGGGUAAGGGGUGGUCCUGGGCAGGAAAGUGAGUCUGCACAAAGGGCCCCUUUCAGGAACCUGCUGGUGAGUUUUGUACUGGAUAGGAGUGGGGUAUGUGGGGGUUGCGGGGGGAGCUCUCCAUGUGUCUGUGAGUCCCAAAACUGCUGCCCUCAGUGACACAGUGAGAUUCAAACCCCAGUUAGUUGUUCCAGGAGCAGAUCUGUCUACCGGAGAGCAAACACCCAUGUAAAUGGGGCAGUCACUAGUUCUCCCAGGCAGUGGGGAGGGAAAGAGGGAAGGGGACAGAAAGAGAGAGUGGAGGGACUGAAAGGGGCAGCAGGAGCAGGAAUUGGGGAGGGAGGUUCCCAGCUCCUAGACCUGUACAGAUCCAUUCCCUGCUUCACCCCUGGGCAGAGUGACACUCCUGGGAACAUGGUGAGAGAGAGAGAGGAAAAGCCAGUUCAUCUCUCUUGAAUCACUGGGCUGCUCGGAGAGUGAGGGGACAUGCUGCCUUUGGGGACAGUGUCACCGGGAAUCUCCCUAAGAGGCUCCUUUGAUUCUGCUCUUUUUCCAGCAUUGGGCUCAGACACUCUGUUACAGAGAGAGUUUAAAAGUGCCCCAGUGAGUUUAGUUCUGCUGAGAUGGGCCUGGCCUGGCCUGGCCUGGCCUGGCUGGUAAUAAAUUAACUGGGUUUCUUCCCAGCGUGGCAGAGUCCAGAGCAUCUGUCUGCAGGGAGAGAGCCUGGGGGUAAUCAGGGUGUGACAUGGUCUCAAGCCCCUUUGGACUCCCCCUCCCGAAUUGCUCAUCUCACCCUGGCAGGCUGAGGAAUCACAUCCACGUUUGUCUCCAGAUGGUCCCAUCUUCCAGGGGACAGGGAAGGGAAAUGGCUGUGAUGGAGCCAGCUCAGAUACUGGUGACCUUCGAGGAGGUGGCUGUGUAUUUCACACAGGGGCAGGGGGCUCUGCUGGAUCCCGCUCAGAGAGCUCUCUACAGGGACGUCAUGGAAGAGAAUUACGAGACAGUGACCUCGCUGGGAUUCUCCAGUCCCAAACCGGACCUGAUCGCCCGGCUGGAACGAGGGGAAGAGCCGUGGGUCCUGGAUCUCCAGGCCACUAAGGAAAGAGAGAGCCCAAGAGGCACCCACACAGGUGAUAGGACAGUGAGUGAGAACAAGGAGGAGAAUCAGCAGGAGGAAGGUUCUGGGAAAGUGGAAUCGCAGGAGAUGGCUUUGAGAAGAGCUGAAGGAAAUUUUUCCCAGUGCUUGGAACAGGGAAAUGCCUGGGGAGAUCAACACAGAUCAGAGAUGCAGCUGGAAAACUAUCCCAGGAAGAAAAUAGAUGAAUCUAUUGAACGUGGCGGAGGAUGCAAGGAUCCCAAGGAAACUACAAUCCAGCAGACAAGUCACAGUGAAGAGAAACCCUACAAAUGCCUUGAGUGUGGGAAAAGAUUCCGUUUCAGUGCAAACCUUAUUAGCCAUGGGAGAACCCACACAGGAGAGAAGCCCUAUAAAUGCGUAGACUGUGGGAAAAGCUUCAGUGAGAAGCCAUGUCUUAUUAUACACCAGAGUCUGCACACAGGAGAGAGACCCUAUAAAUGCUUUGAGUGUGGGAAAAGUUUCCGUUUGAAAUCAACCCUUUAUACACAUCAGAAAACCCACACAGGAGAGAAACCCCAUAAAUGCCUGGAGUGUGGGAAAACUUUCAGUUUCAAAUCUACUCUUAUUACACAUCAGAAAACCCACACAGGAGAGAAACCCUAUAAAUGCCUGGACUGUGGGAAAACUUUCAGUCGGCGCUCACACCUUACUCUACAUGGGCGAAUCCACACGGGAGAGAGACCCUAUAAAUGUCUCGAGUGUGGGAAAAGUUUCAGUGUGAAAUCAACCCUUCAUACACAUCAGAAAACCCAUACAGGAGAGAAACCCCAUAAAUGCCUAGACUGUGGGAAAACUUUCAGUCGGCGGUCACACCUUACUCUACAUGGGCGAAUCCACACGGGAGAGAGACCCUAUAAAUGCCUCGAAUGUGGGAAAAGUUUCAGUUUGAAAUCAACCCUUAAUACACAUCAGAAAACCCACACAGGAGAGAGACCCCAUAAAUGUUUGGACUGCGGGAAAAGCUUCAGUCAGCACUCACAUCUUACUAAUCAUAGGAAAAUCCACACUGCAGAGAGACCAUAUAAAUGCCUUAAGUGUGGGAAAAGCUUCAUUCAGCACUCAAACUUUAUUAGACAUCCAUGUCUGAAGACAAGAGAGAGACGCCAUAAAUGCCUUCAGUGUGAGAGAGUUUUUAUUACUGCAUCACAGCUUGUUAGACAUGAGAGAACCCACACGGGAGAGAAACUGCAUAAAUGCUUGGAUUGUGGGAAAACUUUCGGUCAGAUCUCAUAUUUUAUUAAACAUAGGAGAAUCCACACAGGAGAGAGACCUUAUAAAUGCCUUGAGUGUGGGAAAAGUUUUAUGGAAAGUUCAUCCCUUAUGAAACAUGGACGAAUUCACACAGGAGAAAGACCGUAUAAAUGCCUCGAGUGUGGGAAAAGUUUUAUGGAGAGUUCAUACCUUACAAAACAUGGGAAAAUACACACUGGAGAAAGGCCCUAUAAAUGCCUCAACUGUGGGAAAGGUUUUAUCACAAACUCAGCGCUUACUAACCAUAGGAGAAUUCACACGGGAGAAAGACCCUAUAAAUGCCUCGACUGUGGGAAAAGUUUUAUGGAAAGUUCAUCCCUUACUAAACAUGGGAGAGUCCACACAGGAGAAAGACCCUAUAAAUGUGUUGAGUGUGGGAAAAGUUUCAGUUUGAAAUCAACCCUUAAUACACAUCAGAAAACCCAUACGGGAGAGAAACCCCAUAAAUGUCUGGACUGUGGGAAAACUUUCAGUCGGCGCUCACACCUUACUCUACAUGGAAGAAUCCACACGAGGGAGAGACCUUAUAAAUGCCUUGACUGUGGGAAAAGCUUCAGUAAGAGCUCAGAGCUCACCAAACAUCAGAAAUCUGCAAGGGAGAGAGACCCUAUAAAUAGCUUGUCUGCAGGAAAAGAUUCAGUUUUACUUCACACUUCAGUGACCCGCACAGCAGAGAGACCUUGAACGUCUGGGAAGGUUCAUUUGGUGCUCCUGGAGUAUCAGCAUCUGCAAAUCCACACAGCAAAGAAACCUCUGAGAUUUUCUCAGUGUGGAAAAUGCUCCAAAUGGCGCUAACACCAUAUUGGACAUCAGAGACUCCUCCACACAGCAGGGAAAUUCUCUCAAGGCCCUGACUAGGGCCGGCCAUGGUGACAAACCCAUUUCCUCGUUCCCUCACACAUCAGGGGUGUUUGGCUCCCAAGGAUCCACCUGCCCAUCGCUGGGGUGAGGAUCCAGCUGCAACCAGUCAGUGAACAUCUGGCUCUGCCUGGUCUAUGCAAACCCCAGGCAGAGGAGAAGCCCCCAUCAGCCCCUCUUCCCUGGCUGCUGAGCUGAUGGGUCACAGGCGGUGGAAGGGGGAGAGAGAGAGAGAGAGAAACUCUUCCAGCUGGUCCCUCUGCAUGGCUGAAGUCCCCCCCCCUUCUCCUUCCAGCUGGGAUCCCCUUGCCAUGGAGAUGAGAAGAAGGACACUUGGCCCAGGCCCGACCUUCACUCUAGACACCUGUCCCCACCCCCUAUCUUCCAUGACCCCUGGGCUGGGCUCCCCCACUGACCUGGAGCUGUUCCCUGGAAGGGGAGUGUCCCUGGGGCUGAUAACUCCUCCUCUCCCUGAAUCCCCCAGGGUGCUGGGCUCAGGGGGAUCAAAUAUUGAGGGACCAGGCUGAUGGGUUAGGGGGAGGAAACUGGGUGUUGAAUGGUUGUGGCUGGUGGAGCUGGGAAGUAGGGGGAGCUGGGUGCUGGGGUAUCGAGAGUUUGAGGAUGAUGGGAUAAGAGGUGAGGAAGAGCCCAGGGAUAGAGAGGUGCUGCCUCUCCUCACUCACCCCUUCUGCCCCCUCUCUCUGUCCCCGCUGCAUUCAGACAGCACCACUGAGAGGGGCUGAUUUCCACAGGCCUUUUGUGGGACACCUGGAGAUCUCACCUCCGCCUGUGUAGCAUCAUUCUUUGAAGUUCUCUCUGUGGUCAGAAAUGUGGUUGGGAUUAGUCAGAGCAUUUCUGUAUCCCUCCACCAGGUUUCCUGGUGUAAACUGUCUGACACUGGCAGAGCAGGUGCCAGUUCAUGCCAGAGCCCUAGAUCAAUUCAUUUGUGUAUUAGGAUAGGAUAGAUCAAUGUGAUUGUUAAAUGUAUAGGUGUGUAUUUGGCGUUUAAACUUCAUGACAACUAA
This is a messenger RNA of Dermochelys coriacea (leatherback sea turtle), 5035 nucleotides long. Its product is annotated as zinc finger protein 420-like. The transcript has 4 exons. Lineage: Eukaryota; Metazoa; Chordata; Testudines; Dermochelyidae. Gene Ontology annotation, biological process: regulation of DNA-templated transcription. Bases 1509 to 3836 code for a protein of 775 amino acids. The record is from RefSeq and is a predicted model, not a curated record.